AUGGGUUCCUUUCUAAAGCUGGGUCCUUCUAUGGAAAGGGAUGCCCAGCAUUCAGUCUCUGGCAAGGAUAGACUGGUGGAGACACUGACGGCAAAUCGUGAGUUGCACGUCCAAGUGGAGAAGAUGAGCAAGAUGCAGGCAGGCAGCAUCUCUUCCCCUCAGGAUCUAUAUUCCUUGCUCUCUCAAUCAGAACACUCUUCCCCUGGAAAGAUAGAGAGACUCCAUCAGGGAAGCAUGGAAGGUGGCAGCCAAAGAAAGCAAAAGGAAUUUAGAAUGUUGAUGUGGGAGCUUGGAGAGCUGCAGCAGAAGUUGUCCCAGCAGAAAGAGGAGCACAGAUCCUUGAGACAAAGUCUUUCUGAGGAAAACCAGGCUCUGAAAGAGGAAGUGUCCAAACUUGAAGCACAGCACACAGAGAAAAUGGAAGAGCAGGAGAAACAGCAGCAGGAGCUGGCCACAGCAGUAAAGGCCCUCAGAGAGGCAGAAAGUAAGAUUGCCAACCUGGCCAGCGAAUGCCAGGAGGCUUUGGCCAAGAAAGAGGCUGCUGAGAAGUCUCUAGAGGAGGCAGAACAAAGGCUGAGUUUUCAAGAAACAGAGAGGAGAAAGCAUCUGGCAGACACUGAGGCCCAAGAAUUGAGGCACCAGCAUGUGAUCACUCGGUGUCAGAGUCUGCAAGAGAAACUGAAGGUAUGUGAAGAGAGUCUGGAGAAGUGGGAGACUCAAGUGGUGGCCCUACAAUGCCAACAUGGCCAGCUGGAAACAACUGAGGAGGAGCAACAAGGGCUGAGUUGCAAGCCAGCUGAAAGAGAAGAGCAUCCGUCCACAAUAGAGAUGGGUCUCCUGAGGGAGAAAUUAAAAAGGAGUCUUGCUGAGACAGAGGCCCUAGAAAGGGAGAGGGAGACUCUUAUGGAAACUCUGGUGUCUCGGGAGCAGAGCCUGGUGUUCACAAAACUAGAAAUGCAGGACCUUCAGAAGGAGUUGUCAGGAUGUCAAGAGCAUGUUGUUACCUUCCGGAUGUCUCUGGAGGAACAAGAGAAGGUCCUGAGGGACAGAGAAAAAGUGCUUCAGGGCUUGCAAGAACACCUAAAGGACCAAUCAACUCAGCUUCAGGAGGCUUUGGAGAAAAACACAACACUGAACGCUCAGCUGGAGGAAAUAGCCAGCAAGAAGUCUCAGCUGGAAGCUCAAGGUGCUGAGGAACGAGCCAGAAUGGAAAGUAUUUUGCAGGAACAGAGGAACCAACUGGGAACUUUUGAGAAAGAGGUGACCAAACUGCAAGAGGAGAGACAGCAGCUCCAGGUCACAGUGCAGCAAGCCCUUGAAGAAGGAGAGGCUUUGGUUAAACAAGUGAAGAGCACUACUGCUGCCCUGGAGGAGCAGACCCAGGAAGCCACACAGCUUAGAAGUGAACUGCAUAAGGUGCAAGUCGCCAGCCAAACACUACAGAAAGCCUUGCAGGAGAAAAGUGAAGUUGUGGCCUCAGCUUUAAGGGGGGAGUGCCUGCAGCUGAAAAACCAAGUGGAGCAACUAGAGCUGGAGAAAAUGCAAGCCAUCAGCAUAGCAGAGAAGCUGAGCAUAGAGUUAGGACAGUGCUGGGAGUGGCCCACAGAGGAAAGUGCCCUGCAGAGUGCAUUGGCUCCUUCCACCACUGUACUGGAUCUAGCAAUUGGGAUCAGAGGUGAAGAGAGCAGGAGCCUAGCCAAGGAAAGAGGCAUCGCAGAUGAUAACAGUCAUGGAGUGGCUGGGUCAUGGCUGACAAAAAGAGAGGUUUUUCAAGCUGAUGUGCUGCAAAAUUUGAACAGAGUUGUCAAGGGCGGAGGCAGUACCAAGCAUAGCACUGAAGUCGACAGCAAGCAUCUGACUGACCACCUAGACAAUAUGAUGGGUGAUAUUCAGCAGGUGAAGCAAAUGCUUUUGGCCAAGGAAAAGAUGACGAAGCAGUUGAUGGAGCAGUUGAGCCGGUCUCAGCAGGACAAGGAGCAGUUGCAACUGUUGCUGGACAAAAGCCACCAAGAAUUAGAGGGGAAAGAGAAGAAAUACAAAGAGGAGCUGUCAGAACAGGGGGAUCUCAUCUGCAGCAUGAAGGGAAAGUUGCUGGAGUUAUUACGGGAGAAGGAUGCCCUGUGGCAGAAGACCGAAGGCAUUGCCUCCUCAGCAGUCUGUCCAGCUCCUCAGCAUUCAGGGGGCUGUGCUUAUUGCAAAAAGGAUUUCAGGCUCAUGUCACGCCGAUACCAGUGCAGGUUGUGUCGGAGCACUGUAUGCCAUGCUUGCUCUGUGAACAGUGGAUACAAGGAACGCUGCUGCCUGCGGUGCCACCAGAACAGAAAUGGCCAAGGCACCUGACCUCUGGUCUCAUCACUUCAAUGCAUUCCUCCCAGUGGCAUUAGUGUUAGGAGUCCAGUGGACAGUUCCCUCCCUGGGUGCCAUCUGGAAAAGGAUACAGCUUCCUCUAGGGCAUGGUUGCAGGCAAAUUUAAAAGAACAGAAGCAAAUGGUAGUAAAUUGGGGGUGAUACAGUGAUAAUGUAUCACCCCCAAUGUAUGUACAACAGCAGUGAAUGCACCACUGAGAGACCUUAAAGGCCAAGUUGAGGACCGAUCAUCCUGGAGAGAAUCUAUCUAUGUGGUUGCUAAGAGUUGGCACUUGAUGGCACUCAAUCAAUCAAUCACAGUGAUAAUGAGGAACCGCUUAAAAACUAAAUUCAUAUCAGGAGUGACCUUGAGUAUCAAGGGCAUUUGCGUGGUAUUGGGGCAUCCAUAAUCUUUCUCAGACUCAGCAUAAUUCAUGAAAAGUCUGGGUUUUUUGCUGGCAUCCCUAUGAGCCAUGCAGCCCAGCAUUCAGACCCAAUUAAGCCUGUGGCCAGUUAAAUGGCCUCUAGCUUCCGUAGCAAAUUUUUUUCCUAAAAUGUGUGUAAGAGAUACAAUACUCUAGUUUAACAACUAGUCAGAUAGGAAGAGAGCAUAUUUUCUAUCCAAUCUGAGAUGGGGAGAUCUAUCUGUCAGUUUUGCAUCCUGUCACAGCUGCUGUGGAUGCCUGGGAGUCGGAUACAUAGAGCAUUCAGAUGUUCAUUGCCUUGGAACGGUCCUUUCAUGAGGCAGGGCAGUCGCCUCAGACAGUGGAUUAUUGGGGCAUUUAGCAGGGCAGUGAAAUGCCCCCCCAUCACUAUCAUUGGAACAGUAGUUUAGGGCUGAUUUGACCCACGCAAUCUUUGCAAGGAGGGUAGGAAGAGAACAUGCACCACAUCCAAAGCUUGCCUCCACCAGGGCCAUAGGGCAAGGCAGCAUUUGGAGCCCCACUUAGGAACAUAGGAAGCUGCCAUAUACUGAGUCAGACCAUUGGUCUAUCUAGCUCUGUAUUGUCUUCACAGACUGGCAGCGGCUUCUCCAAGGUUGCAGGCAGGAAUCUCUCUCAGCCCGAUCUUGGAGAAGCCAGGGAGGGAGCUUGGAACCUUCUGCUCUUCCCAGAGCAGCCCCAUCCCCUGAGGGGAAUAUCUUACAGUGCUCACACUUCUAGUCUCCCAUUCAUAAGCAACCAGGGUGGACCCUGCUUAGCUAAGGGGACAAGUCGUGCUUGCUACCACGAGACUAGCUCUCCUCUCCUCUCCUCUCCUUCAGCUGCCAGCCUGCCACAAUACCUCGGGCCACCCCUGGCAUUGCCCCACAGAACUGAUUUCUUCCAGUAUAGAGUAUCAGUACCUUGUGUUCACACACAAGGAGGCCAAGAUGAAGUGUGAAAGCAACAACUUCCUGGGAGCACCCUCCUCACGCCCUCCUGUAUUUGCUCAGCUACAGCAACACUAGCAAGAGGAGAGAAAUUUUGCCAACUCAUGCUGAGUCCAUUCCAAGUUUCAAGGCUAACCCCACAGAAGAGUUUUGUCUCAUACUUUAAACUUAUCCUAUAUUUUCCUUAUCUCUAAGUGGUGGAAACACUGGAGCAGCUGGAAAGAGUUGUUGGAGGGAGGAAUUGUGGGAGGGGAAUUGUGCCCUAUAUGGAAUGUGGGGCAUAACAGGCACCAUUUCUGUACUUUAUUUAUUGGAGCAAUAAAUAUGGAAGACUGAGAUUCCUAGUUUAAUCAUGCACUUUCUUUAAAAGAAAUGAUUACUUAUCUGAUGGCUAUUUAUGAAAAUAAAUGU
Molecule: messenger RNA, 4129 nt
Organism: Hemicordylus capensis (graceful crag lizard)
Lineage: Eukaryota; Metazoa; Chordata; Lepidosauria; Squamata; Cordylidae
Product: centrosome-associated protein CEP250-like
Exons: 5
Coding region: 1-2340 (779 amino acids)
Biological process (GO): plus-end-directed vesicle transport along microtubule; positive regulation of autophagosome maturation
Cellular component (GO): late endosome; lysosome; autophagosome
Source: RefSeq, a predicted model, not a curated record